UUCUUUCUCACAUGCGUCUCCCCUCCUGAUGUCGCAACUCCAUUCACCGGCGAGAGAAUUGAUUAACAUUCAUUGGGAGUCUUUGGAGAGAGCGAGAGAAAGGGAGCGAGAAGAAGGCGCGAGGGGAAAGGGUGGCUCGCUGAUUAUUCCAGUCCCAGCGACAUAGAAAGUUGGGACACAAUCGAACGCAGAAUGGCUAUUUUAUAACUGGGGUCCUUGGUGACGUAUGGCUGAACGUUUCCUGGCACAGAUCUUUAUGGACCAGUAAGCAGAGCGAAAUUGAAGCUGACAAGACUUUUUGCAUUUUGGAAAGGACUGUAAUCUACUGUAGUGAAGAACAGAGCCACUCAAUCACUGCAGCUGUAAAUAAGAGACGGAAGGGAGUAAGAAAGGAGGCAAAGAGAAAAAGUGUUUGCUGGGGGGGGAGGGGGGAAAGCAUUUUUGGUGGAUGGUAUGAAGCCAGCCAUGGAAACUGCAGCGGAGGAAAAUGCAGAACAAAGCCAAGAGAAAAAAGUGAUCACCAGACCAGAAAUGGAAAUUGGCAGGUACCACUGGAUGUACAGGAGUUCAAGGCCACACCGGUACCAUCAUGUGCCAGCAUUGAGAGGCAGUAUUAGUCCUUUGGGGAUUCAAGGUUGCUUUGAAUGUUGCAUUAAGUGCCUGGGAGGGGUUCCGUAUGCCUCGCUGGUGGCCACCAUCCUCUGCUUCUCGGGGGUAGCGUUGUUCUGCGGCUGUGGCCACGUGGCGCUCACGGGAACUGUGUCCAUCCUCGAACAGCACUUCUCCACAAAUGCCAGUGACCAUGCUUUGCUGAGUGAAGUAAUACAGCUAAUGCAGUAUGUAAUUUAUGGCAUUGCAUCAUUUUUCUUCUUAUAUGGAAUAAUCCUUUUGGCAGAAGGUUUUUACACAACAAGUGCUGUGAAGGAGCUGCAUGGAGAGUUCAAAACGACAGCCUGCGGCCGCUGCAUCAGUGGGAUGUUUGUUUUCCUCACCUAUGUGCUGGGAGUGGCCUGGCUCGGGGUCUUUGGCUUCUCUGCUGUGCCUGUCUUUAUGUUCUAUAACAUAUGGUCAACUUGCGAAGUCAUCAAAUCGCUUCAGACGAAUAUGACAGUUCCAGGGGACCAGAUCUGCGUGGAUAUCAGGCAAUACGGUAUCAUCCCUUGGAACGCUGUACCGGGCAGGGCGUGUGGUCCAAUUUUAGAAAACAUCUGCAACACGAAUGAGUUCUACAUGUCUUAUCACCUGUUCAUUGUGGCCUGUGCUGGAGCUGGUGCCACUGUCAUAGCAUUGCUGAUCUACAUGAUGGCUACUACAUAUAACUAUGCUGUUUUGAAGUUUAAGAGUCGGGAAGAUUGCUGCACUAAAUUCUAAAUUGUAUAAGCCCAGUAAAGAGCUGCAUUGCGUAGCUUCAAAUACCACUGACACCCUAGGCUAAAAGUCUAGCUUUUUGAAUUUUGUUACAGUAAUUGUAAAUAGCUUCAGUAAGCAUCAUUUAGCUUAUGAGAUUAAUACAAUGACUUCUUGUAUAUGAACUAUGAUGUGGAUGAGAUCUGGCUAUUUGUUCCUGUUGAGAGGAUUCAGUUACUGUAGGGGUGUUAUAAAUCAUCCUUCUGAAGAUGGGAUAUUUUCAUUUAAAGUCUCCCAUUAUUUUCUAACAGUCCCCUCUGAAACAAAUACUGGAACAGUUCAGGGUCAGAGUUACUACUAUGUUCUUCAUCCUCCUGAACACCAGCUACAAAAAGCUGUGAGCAUAUGGUAUGAAAAGAGUAAUCACGUAGUACCAAUAUCUUUUGGCAGAAACCAAAGCCCAGGUAUUGUGAAUUAGGCCUGUAUUUUCAGGGUGUGGAUGAUAAAACUGAUUUUUUUUUAAAAUUUAAUUUCCAAGUGAUUGCCAAAUCAUGCUCUCUCUGGAAGAAAAUAUAACCUUGUACUAGCUCUGCGUAAAACAAUCACAAUCUUUCUUUUGGACCCCAAACUAAUAAGAAACUGUGUUUAGAUAACUACUGUUUUUUGUAUGGUUUGCACUUUAGUAACUGAUUUCUCAGUAGCCAGAUCUCAAAAAUUUAAGUAUGAUUACAGGGGAAGCAAAACCAUGCAUAGAUCAUAGUGACAUUUUUACACUGUUGAAAAAGGAGAGGCGAAUCAGUGUUUUCAGAUGUAGAUUUUUUUUUUUUUUGCAUGAAGUACGCUAAAAAGAAGUUGGAAAGAAAGAGAUGUAUUCACUUCACAAACUAGGGAAAAAAAACCCAGAGAACAACAAAAAAAAAUCAAUUUCUAUACAUGGUAUAAAACUUAAAGUUAGACAAUGGGAGGUUAAAAUGUAGUCAAAAAAAAUACAUUUUUAAGACUUCUUAACCCAGAGAUUGCAUGCUUUUGCUUAGUUUUGGACUCACAUUUUGUUGCUUAAUUUUUCAAUGUUAAUGUAGUUUUGUUCACGUAAAUAAAACUUUACAAUUUUAGUCUUUUUCCAAGGAGGGGAGAGGGGGCAGCAUUCUCAUCUGCUUGUUGAGGAAAAAAAGAUUUACCAGAAUCUGUGCCUGUAUAUACAUAAACACCACAACCUUAGAAAGAAGUUCUUCUGAGCACCUUUUCAUUUACAGAUUAUAUAAAUUGCCACGUAUGAAACUUUUUUCCUGCUUUCCCCCCGUUCUGCAUUUUAAUUGAUCAGUAAAACUCUUUAGCUCAUUUAAUUACUUAUACUAACUUUCUCUAAAUUUUAAGUAACCAACUUAAAUAUUAGCAUGCAAAAUUCUAGAGAUCAUUGAAAAUAGCCUCUGUGCUUGUUUUAAUAACAGAACGCUUAUUAACGUAGAAUAACUUUUUGGUUAUUGUUUUGAAGAGCGUCUAUUAAUCUAACUAGCAGCUUGCUUUGCCUCUUGACAUGCUCACUAGCCAUCAUGCUCACCCUUCUCUUCCAGAUCCACUUCCUCAUGAUACUGUCCUCUAACUGGGCCUACUUAAAGGAUGCAAGCAAAAUGCAGGCCUACCAAGAUAUCAAAGCAAAAGAAGAGCAGGAGCUUCAGGAUAUCCAGUCUCGGUCAAAAGAGCAACUCAAUUCUUACACAUAAAUGUUGUCACAGUAAUUCAACAGAAGAAUUCUGUAGCUCUGACAAAUCAACAAAUAGCUGCUCUGCAGUACAGAUGUGUGUCUACCAAACAAAAUAAUCGGAAGUGUAAAAGCUUCAAAGUCAAGCUCCUGGAAACAUGGUCACAGGGAAAUCUUCCCGUGGGUAAUCUUCCAUCCCUUAACACAGAGAAUGGAGGUUUUAUUCCAGGCAUUUUAAAAGGCAACACUUCACAAGUGACCAAAUUAUUCUUCUUUAAGACUUUUGGUAUUUAAUAUUUGACGUGUACUACAGCAUGAAUUCCUGCACAAAAGUGGCAGGUGCUCCAAACCAGCAAGUAGUAGAUCUUUGUACAGACCCUGGACGAAGGCACAUGUACAAUGUGUGAUUUAGCAUCUCAAUUUAUAUACCAAAUGAAACUGUGGCCUAGCUAAGAUUUAAUUGCUUGUGCUCAUUUGACAGCACAGUUGCAGCAUUUCCUUAGGUUAAGUUAAAACAGGGCAGUCUUUGAACACUCUUUAAAUGGGCCACAGGAUUAACCAUCUACUUUUGUGCCACACUUUUUUUUAUGAAGAAGCAGUCACUGUACUGUGCUUACAUGAGUGUUGAACAGGUGUCCCAAUUUUUAAUCUUUUUAUUAACUAUUUAAUGGAAUGUAGAUCCUUGGAUCUGGAUAAUGAUCUCCUUCUUUGAAAAUAAAUGUCAGCUUUGCCUUAAUAUUUAUUUUCUAUAAAUGUCUUAGCAUUUAUAUAGCAGCAGGAGACCAUUAUCCUACAUUUUAAGUGAAAAGUGUUACCUUAUUAAAAUGACACCUAUGGGACUACUCCAAAUGAGCGGAGAGGUAAUUUUGCAGAGUUUUACACAAACAGUUUAAAAAAAAAAAAAAAAAGUUACAGCCAUAAAGCAGAAUACAGGAUGUCCACCUUUCUCUAUCUUGGUGCUUAGCAAAUUUAUAGUCAGUGCUUAUGUGUUUUCCUUUUUACAAAUUAACUAGCACAUUAAGAAAACGUGGUGUUCAGAAAAAAAAAAAAAUGGUGCCAUUUUAAAGUCAUACCCCAUAGAAGUCUGCCUUCUAACUACUGGGUUUUUUUUUCAGAAGCAUUCAGUGAUAUCUUGAGUAUUAGUGAUGGUAUACUUGGUGUUUGUUCUAUAUGAUAUAUCUAUAAAUGUUGGGGGAAAAGUAAAAUACAUCAGUCAUUUGAAAAUUAAAUAUUCAAGUCAUACCCAUGUUAAGCUGACGUGUGGUUUGAUAGUUUUGACUGUUUGCUGAAUAUAAAUAAAAGGAAGCACAAGUUUCUUCAAGUCAGUAUUAAAUGAAAAGGCAUUUUGGGGGGUUAUUAACUUCAAAUAUAAUUUUUUUGGUAAAUAUUGAAGUCUAAUUUGACAGUUUCAAAAAAAGGGGCAAAGUUGAUCAACGUAGAGCAAAUAUGACAAAAUAGCCUAGUUUAUGUUCUUACCUGUUGCAUGAAGGAGACAUUUCUACAGCAAUGCAGGUGAUGUUCUAGCCCAGUGUUUGCAUAAGGGUAAUAACGGAGGCAGUGUCUUAAAGCCUAAUUCUUUUCUAAUUCAGUGUAGCUAUUACUGGGAGUUUUUGAAGUUUUGUUUAAGUAGUCUAAUAUUUUUAUGUAAAGAGCAUUAAAUUUUGCUAUGUAUAAAUUUUUGUAACCUAACAGUGAAUCAAUAUUUUCUAUCAGUGCCAAGGGCUUCCUGUAGUUACAUCCAAGUGUUAAAAUAAAUAUUUGUAGAUAAUAGACAACACUUGUGUAUGCUUAUUUGAAAACAGACUUACAGCUACUCUAUACUGGUGCAUCUCUAUGCUCUACAUCUCUGUCUUAAGUUAAACACAUUUUGUUUAGUAUUAUCCGUUUGAUAAUGUACUGGGAAAGGAUGCCCUGUAGGUGUAUGUUUCAGUAUGGGUAAGCCAGCUAAAGGUUUUUCUAGCUUUGUUUUGAUAGUUGCUCCAGGCCAGCAUAAUACAACAAGCACUAUUCAUCCUAUUCUUGACAUCAAACAGAAUGAGCCUCUCAGAAAUCUUGUAAAAUCCAAAUUUGCUGCAACACUAAAUUCAGCAGCUUGUAAAACUGGACUAGCCACCAAAUCACUCUAUCUUAAUUUAAAAAAAGCAAGGUUUAUUUCUGUCACAUUUUUGGUACAUAGCAUUUCAAUAUCCAAUGAAUUCAAGAUGGAGCUUCAGUUUUUGCCCCUAAAUUCUGUCAAACUUGGCUUCAUAUUCUUGUACUUAGGUCAGGAUGAGCAGCCUCAAAUGCAGUGUGAGUUGUACUAUAUGCUGCCAACCGAAAUUACUUCAUUGAUUGGAAAUACUGUAUUUUAUAUUGUAAAUAAAGUUUAAUGAUCUUGCUUAUAAUCUACCUACAAAAUACAAAGCUUAAAUAAAGAUGGGUUAAAUAGCA
Struthio camelus australis is the source of this 5476-nucleotide messenger RNA. RefSeq names its product glycoprotein M6B (gene GPM6B). NCBI's taxonomy places the organism in Eukaryota, Metazoa, Chordata, Aves, Struthioniformes, Struthionidae. Gene Ontology annotation, cellular component: plasma membrane; membrane raft. The record is from RefSeq and is a predicted model, not a curated record. Gene Ontology annotation, biological process: neuron projection development; negative regulation of serotonin uptake.